Pocillopora damicornis (cauliflower coral) is the source of this 2654-nucleotide messenger RNA. RefSeq names its product growth hormone-regulated TBC protein 1. Gene Ontology annotation, molecular function: small GTPase binding; GTPase activator activity. Gene Ontology annotation, biological process: regulation of GTPase activity. Lineage: Eukaryota; Metazoa; Cnidaria; Anthozoa; Scleractinia; Pocilloporidae. The record is from RefSeq and is a predicted model, not a curated record.
AAAGAGCAUCCGAUCUCUCACAGGAAAUUUCUAGAGUGGUUCUAAAACAAGAACCAAUCAUAAACGCUGAUAGGAGUGUCAUAAGCAUCCAUCUUGUCUAGAGUUUAUUUCCUGUUGAGGAAUUGCAGUGCUCGACGUUUCAGUAGUAGGAACAUCCCGUUAAUACAUACUUUGCAUCGCUUUUUCCAACAAAAAGGUCACUGAGUAUGCUCUGAGAUCAAACUAGACAGAAAUGUCGACGAUUCAGAGCCCAGUAGAUGAAUAUGGCUUUCAUAGGCCAGAUGACUUCGACUAUUCAAGUUAUGAAGAAUUUAUGUCAAGUUACAUUAGGGUUUUGGCACACCGAGCCUCACGCUGGGAUGACUUCAUGAAGGGCGUGAAUAAAGUCAGAAAGUCAAGAAGAGUUAAGAGGUUUGUAAGGAAAGGUAUUCCUACAGGACUUCGAGCCCAGGUUUGGGUGGACACCAGUGGAGCAAGGAAGAAAAUGAAGUUAAAUCCUGGCAGCUAUCAAAAAUUACUAGCAGAAAAUACAACGAUUGAUGAAAUGACCAUGCACAGCAUACAAACAGAUAUUGAUCGCACCUUUCCAGAUAACAUUCGCUUUUCUAGUACACAAGAUGACCUGAGGCCAGCCUUGUUAAAUGUGUUGAUUGCCUAUGCCAAACACAAUCCUAGAAUAGGAUAUUGCCAAGGUCUAAACUAUAUUGCUGGAUUGAUGCUUCUCAUUGUUAACAAAGAAGAAGCUGCAUUUUGGCUUUUAGAUGUUAUUGUUGGGAAUCUGUUACCAGAUUAUUAUGCCAAGGACAUGCUUGGUUUACAAAUUGAACAAGAAACACUUCGUGAAGUAGUCAGAUUAAAGCUACCAGCUUUGUUUGAGCAUAUAGAAAAACUAGGUGUAUCAUACACAAUCUUCUCUACCAAGUGGUUCAUCUGCCUGUACAUCGAUGUGCUACCAAUUGAGACAGUACUUCGCAUCUGGGACUGCCUGUUUUAUGAAGGAUCAAAAGUGAUUCUUAGAGUGGCACUGACACUAUUGAGUCUUAAUGAGGAAAAACUAAUGAAUUGUCAUGAUUUUGCUCAGCUUUGCACAGCUAUGAAGGAGAUUACCAAGGGGCCUGCAACAAUGGACUGUCAUAGUUUUAUGGAGCACUCAUUCCACAUGCCAGGCUCUUUUUCAAGAAAAUGGAUAAAAGAGCUGCGAAAAUCUGCAACAGAGAAAAUAUCAGCAGAACAACAAGCAAGACAACGGUUUACAUGAAGUGAUCUUUUAUCCAUAGAUGUCAUUAUCUUGGGAUGAGUUUCUUGUGGGAUGUGAAGUCUUCAGAAAUUUGCAGAAAGAGAUAAAUUUGAAGAACUAACUUUUACCAUUCUCUAGAAACUACUGCCUUUACAUAAUUAAGAGUAAAUUUCACUAAAAUACAAGUAAGACAAACAUUUUUAAGAUGAAAUUAAUAUAUUAUUAAUAGCAUCCUCUCUUUUGAUCAUUUGAGUAUAAAUGAAAUGAACAAACUAAAACCAAAAGACUGAAAAUAGUUGAUGUCAAAAAUAUUGAGAAAUCAGCUAUUUCAAGCUGCACAAAGCAAAGAUUAGUGCAAAUAAAGGCAAAUAAAAUGUAAAUGGGUUGUUUUUAAAGAAAUGUAUCUUGUAGCAAACAAGCAACUGUGUAACAAGAGACAAGCUAGAGAGCAAAGCUACUAAAUCUUUAACCCUGUAACUCCCAAGAUCUGAUUGUUAAUUCUCCCUUCUAGCUGCUACACAUUUCCUUGUAAUUUAGUUAUGAAAACUUAGUGUUAGAUCAAGAUAGUAGCUUCUACCUGAUAAGAUUUAAUAUCCUCAUCACCUGUUUGCUGAAUAAUGUACGGAUAUUGUAGGGAGAAUUUUUAUGUUAAUCACUUCUGGGAGUGAAAGGAUUAAGAAUUUGUCCACAAGCCAUUUAAACUAAAACUUUUACUUAAGAAAGGCAUUUUUUUGCCAUAAAUAUAUCUUUCUCCAAUCAUAUUUUUAAAAUGAUCUCAGACUCUUCCACAUGUUAAUAGACAAGAUUGUGUAAUCUUUACUUUGAUAUUUAUUUUGCAGUGAUUGUGAAUUGUUACACAAGAAUAGUAUUGCUUUAGUCUGUAAUUUAGCCAUACUAGUCACAGUGAUUGUCGUAUUUUAAAUCAGUUGAAAUAUUGCAAUCUAAUACAAUAUAAUUUUUAACUGUGCACUGUACUUCUGUUGUAUGGGAUUCUCAGGCACUACUGUGACAUCUAAGAGACUAUUUUGCAACUGUGACUGUAGAGAUCCAGCCUUUCACUUUGGUUUUCAAGUAAUUGUUUUUAAUCAUUUUAAAAGAAGAACUUACUUGUGAAUUGCUUCAAGAAGGCAAAGGCUUAUACAUGAUUGUGGUUACACUUCUUCUGUAUCCACUUAAAAGAUUUUUCUUUUUUUUGUUUCUUUAAUUUUUGGUUUUUGUUAAUUUCAGUUAAGUACAACCACAAAUACAGGGAAUUGUAUUUUCCUUUAAGUCUUUUUUUUUUUUGUUUAAAUUUGAAUUUUGUAAUUAUUAUUUACCUGAGGUCAGGGUAAAUUUCUGUGAAAAAUUAUCUAUUUCAUGCUGGUUGUGAAACAGAAUUGAAUAAAAAUGACCUUUUUCUUGAAUGAUUUUAAAGUUA